ACCACGCAUUAUGAAGCUCUGAAACUCACUCCCGAGGCUUCGGCGGCGGACAUAAAGAAAUCCUUCUACAACCUCUCCAAACACCACCAUCCGGAUCACAACCGCUCCGACCCCACCGCCUCCAAACGCUUCAUGCGCAUAAGUGAGGCCUACUCUACGCUGUCGUCGCCUAACAAGCGUAGCAACUACGACCGCGACGUGCUCGGGCUGCAUUCCUCUUCGCACGGACGACGAGGCGGUUCAUACAGCAGCACCACGACCAGUAACCCGGCAGGCGGUCGCCCCGCAAGUGGUCUCAGUAAGCGGCGCAGCACGUUUACGGGCCCGCCGCCGAGUUUCUACCGGUCUGGGGGAUGGGGCGCGCAUAGUGCCAAGAGAAGGGCUGCACAUGAGGAGACCACUGGGGGUGGAGGUACGUACUCUGCUAGGGCGGAGAAGGAUCCCAAUACUAGGAGUUGGUCGACGUAUGGUGGUAUGGGGCCUGGGCAAGACCCGUUUGGACACCAUGAUGAAGUGCCGCACUUUGAUAGAGAGAGCCAUGAGAGGACUGGUCACCGGACGGAACAGAUGAGAGCGGCUAGAAGGACAUAUUCGAAUGAAAGCCUUUACAAACCGGACCGGGGAAUAGCUGGUAUGUUUUUUGUCAUAGGGGGCGUGCUGAUGCUUAGUUUCCUCGGCCCUCUCGCGGUCAGC
Messenger RNA from Pseudomassariella vexata, 693 nucleotides. Its product is annotated as DnaJ domain-containing protein. The record is from RefSeq and is a predicted model, not a curated record. Lineage: Eukaryota; Fungi; Ascomycota; Sordariomycetes; Amphisphaeriales; Pseudomassariaceae. The annotation marks the transcript as partial. The transcript is spliced from 2 exons.